Molecule: messenger RNA, 2059 nt
Organism: Centropristis striata (black sea bass)
Lineage: Eukaryota; Metazoa; Chordata; Actinopteri; Perciformes; Serranidae
Gene: slc6a5
Product: solute carrier family 6 member 5
Exons: 13
Coding region: 120-1550 (476 amino acids)
Biological process (GO): synaptic transmission, glycinergic; sodium ion transmembrane transport; glycine import across plasma membrane
Cellular component (GO): membrane
Molecular function (GO): glycine:sodium symporter activity
Source: RefSeq, a predicted model, not a curated record
CCAGUUUGCCAGCCAGGGGCCCGUGUCAGUGUGGAAAUGCAUCCCAGCUCUGCAAGGGCUCACUGCCAUGGGCUAACUGUAGGAAUGAGUGGAACACGGUGGAAUGUAAGGACAAAGACAUGCUGCUGUUAGACACGUGCAUCCUGCGGGACAGAAACAUCACCUCCAUCAAGAACUCCACUUUCUGUCUGUCUGCAAACGCCGUGGGAAACCUGAGUAAACUGAUAAACAUGACUGUGGACAGCAACAAGACCUACGUCAGCCCCAGUGAGGAGUACUUCAAGUACAAUGUGUUGCACAUCUCUAAAGGAAUCGAGUAUCCAGGAGACAUCCGCUGGCCUCUGGCAGGCUGUCUGUGUCUGGCCUGGAUCAUUGUCUACGCCUCUUUAGCCAAAGGAAUCAAGUCAUCAGGAAAGGUGGUGUAUUUCACAGCCACUUUCCCCUACGUGGUGCUGGUCAUCCUGCUGAUCAGAGGAGUGACCCUCCCUGGUGCCUUCGACGGCAUCCUCUACUUUAUCACACCAAAGUGGGAGAAACUGAAUGAUGCAAAGGUGUGGAAAGACGCAGCCACUCAGAUCUUCUUCUCCCUGUCAGCUGCUUGGGGAGGCCUCAUCACUCUCUCUUCCUACAAUAAGUUCCACAAUAACUGCUACAGGGAUACGAUUAUUGUGACAUGCACAAACAGUGCCACCAGUAUAUUUGCUGGGUUUGUCAUCUUCUCGGUCAUUGGUUUCAUGGCACAUGAGUUGAAAGUGCCGAUAGAGAAGGUGGCAGAUGAAGGUCCAGGCAUAGCGUUCGUGGUGUAUCCAGAGGCUCUGACCAGACUUCCCCUGUCUCCUUUCUGGGCGAUCAUCUUCUUCCUCAUGCUCCUGACUCUUGGCCUGGAUACCAUGUUUGCAACCAUCGAGACCAUCGUAACCUCUGUCUCAGACGAGUUCCCCAAAUACUUGAGGAAACACAAACCGCUCUUCACCCUGGUCUGCUGCGCUUGCUUCUUCAUCCUGGGGUUCCCCAUGAUCACAGAGAGCGGCAUGUUCAUGCUGCAGUUGGUGGACACGUUCGCAGCGUCCUACUCUCUGGUCAUCAUUGCGAUCUGUGAGCUGAUGGGGAUUUCCUACCUUUAUGGUCUGGAGAGGUUUUGCGAGGACAUUGAAAUGAUGAUUGGUUUCAAACCAAACCGAUUCUGGAGAGUCUGCUGGGCCUUUGUGACUCCAACCAUUCUGACGGGCAUCCUGGGACUGAGUCUGUAUCAGUGGAAGGUGAUGACGUACGAGGACUACACCUACCCCACCUGGUCCAUGGUUAUGGGCUGGCUCAUGGUCAUCUGCUCCGUCAUCUGGAUCCCCAUCAUGUUCUUCAUUAAGAUGCACCUCGCCCCCGGCAGCUUCAUCGAGCGUGUAAAGCUGGUGUGCGCCCCUCAGCCCGACUGGGGUCCCUUCCUGAUGAAGCAUCGUGGAGAACGCUACAAGAACAUGAUCGACCCUCUCGGAACCAACUCACUGGGCCUCAAACUGCCCCCCAAGGACUUCCAGCUCGGCUCCUACCAGUAGCAGCUGCUGUGUCGGCACCCAGCACCCUCCAACCCCUGCAGGGGGCACCAGGAGGAGGGCAACCUCCACUUCUCCCUCUUCCUGUCUCUCUCUCUCCUCUACGUACUUCACCCCUCUUUGCUUCCUGUCUUCCCCCCUGUAUCGUGGAUGUGGAAACAGGCUCCCUGUCCUCUUCUUUCCCCUCUUCCUUCCUCUCUUCUCUCAUGGAGGAGUGGCUGCCCAGGUGGAGUCUACUCCUCCGCUGCUGCUUCGUACUCGGCUAAUGGGCUAUCAUCGCCCCCCACACAUGACCACUGAUUACUUCAAAACCCUUCCCAGGGAUCUUUAUUCCAAGAGAAAAUUGUGUCAUAAAAUGACACAGCUCAGACUGCACUUGCAAUAUUAGACUCACCAUAGCUGCUCCCUAUGGAGUCGUGUAUGUAUGUGUGUGUUUGUGUGUGCGUGCGUGUGUGUGCUGUCAUUUCUGUGUGUAGAGAUAAUGAAUCAUCUUGGUGCAAGCAGACACAGGA